AUGGCAGCACCGUCAUCAUUCCAACCAACGGCGUCGUUCCUCGAGCUCGUCUCGACCUCGUCGCUCAACUACCGCGAGUGCGCCCUGCUGGGGAUCAUGGCGGCCAUCUCGCACGACGCGCCCGUCGCCGGCCCCGAAAUCGCGCUGGAAGAGUACAUCGCGACGGCGCUGCACUACGGGGCGACCGAGUCCGAGAUCCAGAACGUCGUCUUCCAGUCCAGCGCCAGCGUCGGGGCGGCCAGGGCCGUGGCGGUGCGGGCCCGUGUCGAGGGCGCGCUCAAGUCGCUCCGUGGCAGGCUGCAUCAUCUGGAGGAGGGGGUUCUGGUCGGUGGAGGGGCAGCAGAGCAAGGCGGAAGCCACAAGACGGUGGUGCGCGACUCGGAUCCGCAGAACACGGGUGUCGUGCCCAUCGUGCUCAUCCACGCCUUGGGCCUGGAUCGGAGGAUGUGGGAUGCUGUCUUUGCCAGCCUUGCCGCGAGCCGGGCGGGCGACAACCGUCAGUUGCGUGUCAUCUCCUACGAUAUGCGCGGGCACGGAUACGCGGCCAACGCCCCCUCCGCGCAGUCUCUCACGCAGCUCGCGGCCGACCUGCACAGUAUCCUCGAGAGACUGCACAUCCCCCGGGCGGACGUCUACGGGCAGUCCUACGGCGGGGCCGUGGCGCAGUACUUUGCGCUCAACUACCCGCAGAGCACGCGGUCGAUAGGCCUGAUCACCACAGCGGGCGAGGCGCAGCCAUCGUGGAUCACGCGGGCCACGCUCGCCGAAGAGGCCGGAGCCGUGACGCCCCUCCUCCCGCAGACGCUGACGCGGUGGUUCACCCCCGAGGCCAUCGCGCGCAACGAGUGGGGGGUGCGCUACGCGCGCUCGUGCGUCGAGAGGAUCUCGGUCGCGGACUGGGGUGACGCCUGGCGCUGCAUGAGCGGGCUGGACACCCUGGACAGCCUGCGCGCCGGCGGCGUCCGGUGUCCCGUCCUCCUGGUCUGCGGCGUGCAGGAUCUGAGCACGGGGCCUAAGUGGAUGACCAGGCUCAAGGAGGCGUGUGAGAAGGGGGCCGGUGAUGGAGGUCUGGUCGUGUACAGGGAGGUCGACCCCGGGGUGCAUAUGAUGGCGCUGGAGCAGGGCGAGGCGUUGACGAGGGAGAUAUUGGACUUUCGCCAGAGGGUCGAUGGUCAGGAGUCGUAG
This is a messenger RNA of Cladophialophora immunda, 1185 nucleotides long. RefSeq lists its product as uncharacterized. The transcript has a single exon. The record is from RefSeq and is a predicted model, not a curated record. Lineage: Eukaryota; Fungi; Ascomycota; Eurotiomycetes; Chaetothyriales; Herpotrichiellaceae. Bases 1 to 1185 code for a protein of 394 amino acids.